This is a messenger RNA of Macrosiphum euphorbiae (potato aphid), 2340 nucleotides long. The record is from the annotation of a GenBank genome assembly. Lineage: Eukaryota; Metazoa; Arthropoda; Insecta; Hemiptera; Aphididae.
AUGGCAAAUCCAAACAAACAUAUUUGCAAAUUACAAGAAUUUUCUGCACAUAAUGCAAAUGUUACCUGUUUGGCUCUUGGUCAAAAGAGUGGCUUAGUAUUAGCUACAGGUGGUGCAGAUAACAAAGUGAACUUGUGGAAAGUUGAUAGUGAAACAUGUUUUAUGAGCUUAUGUGGUCAUGUAACUCCAAUUGAAUGUGUACAAUUUGAUCCAUCUGAAUAUCUAGUGGGUGCCGGUAGUCAAACUGGUGGCUUAAAAGUAUGGGACUUAACUAAAGGAAAAAAGGUGAAGACAUUUAGUGGACAUAAGUCGGCUGUUACAAAAUUAGAUUUUUUUCCUUUUGCUUCAUCUUCAUAUUUUGUAACGGGUUCAAAAGAUACCAAUGUUAAGUUAUGGGAUUAUCGAUAUUCACACUGCAUAGGGAUGUACAAAGGUCACGAAGCAUCUAUAUCUAGUUUGAAAUAUAGUCCAGAUGGUUUAUGGAUUGCCUCUGGCGAUGAAGAUGGAUGUGUUAAGAUAUGGGAUUUGAGAGUUGGACGCAUGAUACAUGUUUUUGAUAAACUACAUAAUGGGACAGUAACAUCAAUUCAAUUUCAUCCAUUAGUGUUUUUACUAGCUAGUAGUGGUACAGACAAAAAAAUUAAUAUAUUAGACUUGGAGCGAUUUAGUAUUAUUUCUCAAAUAGAUACAGAAAAAUCAAUAAUUAGAUGUUUGCAAUUUAAUGAUAAAGGAGAUGUUCUAUAUGGAGGUGGUGAUGAUUACCUUGGUGUGUAUGGUGUAGAACCAACCAGAGUGUGUGAUUCGGUGGUUGUAAAAUGGGGAAAUAUGAACGAGUUAGUAGUAAAAGAUAAUCGAAUUGUUGGUGCUUCACAUUUAUCAACGGACGUUUCAACAUGGUUAAUUAAUUUACCUGAAGAAUAUCCUUUUAAAAAUCAAUUUUCACCACCUGAUAAGUCAUCAAAGACUAAUACAAUGUUUACAAGAGAUACUAGUGUUCGAAAAAGUUUUAAUAAACAAAAAUCACGAGAAAUGAUUAAACCUAAAACUAAUAUGAAAUUAAUUGAUGAAAGUGAAACUGAUAUUGAUGACGAAAAUCAAACUGUAAUUAAUAAUGUUCAUGAUUAUCAUUCAGUGUUUAAGCCGAAUAGAACUUCGUUUAAACCAAGUAGAAUAUUAAAUAGGAGUCCACCUCCAUUUUCACCCUUAUCCGAAGAUGGUGAUCCCAAUAAUAUAUUUAUUCCUGAAGUAAAUAGAAAUCAAUCAACAUCUGCAAAAUUAGAGGAAAAAAAACAUAGCAUUGACCUUUCUCAAGGAUUAAUGCAAAGCAGUUAUUCAGAAGCUGAAACGUCAUCCGUGGAUUCAACUCCUUGUGAUUCAUUUCAGUUACCUCAGUUUGAGAGUUCUGGCGAUUACCAUACACCUGAUUUACCAACUCCAUUAUCAACACCUGAUAGUGUUGAGGUGUCUGAAAAAAGACACAAUCCUUACAUAACAUCAUCAGUGUCAAUGCGGAGUGUAUCUUCUAAUGUAAUCAAUGAAAGUUUAUCCAAACGUCCAUCUUCUUUACCAGUCUUUAGACAAAAUGAUCAUUUUGCUUAUGGACAUAAGUACACAUCACCUCAAUCUCAAAGAAAAAUUAUUCCAGAUGAAAUUACAUCAUUACCUCAUCAUAAACGACUGUUGGCUGAUGAUUACUUAGUUACACCAGAACAUAAAAAGACUGAUAUCAUCUCUAAGAAAUUUGAACUUCCCUUAGAUGAUUUUGGGGAGUUAAAAAAUGUUUGUACAAAUAGUUUAAAUAAUAUCAUGUAUGAUGAAGAAGACAUUGUGGAAAUUCUUUCAAAAAAUCAUAAGUCCACUAUGGGUGUGCUCAAAGAAAGACAACGUUAUCUUAAUAUUAUACAGACAUUAUGGACUAAUAAAAAUUUUAAGUGUGCUGUAAAUUCUGCCGUUUCCAUGAAUGAUGAUGCUGUCAUAUCAGAUCUCAUUUCUAUUAUUACACAACGCCCAAAUCUGUGGUGCCUAGAUGUUUGCAGUAUGUUACUUCCUUCGAUAUCUGAUUUGAUUCAAAGUGGGAAUGAGGCAUUCAUAAAUGUAAGUUUCAAAGCCAUAAGAGAUAUACUGCAGUAUUUUAUGCCAGUCAUUAAGAAUAAUAUACAAAGACCGCCUUCUGCAAUAGGUGUUGAUAUAAUGCAAGAAGAAAGAUAUAACAAAUGUCGUAAGUGUCAAAACAUACUCAUGGACAUCAGAUCGUUUGUGCUGAAGAGGCAAACAGUCCAGGGUAACUUGGGAAACGUGUUUAGACAGUUGCAUAUGCUCUUGCAAACAAUAGACAUCUAA